GGCGCCCAUCAACAUCGGCCAUCGACCCCGCCAGGCUUUGGCGAUGGCGAAUCAGCCUCUUCCCCCACACGAAGAUACAACAACGGUGCUCGAUUGAGAAUUUUCUCCUGCGAAUGGUAGUUGGUGAAUCGACUGCGGCAACCUCUUCCACCUGCUGGAGAUCGAGCGCGCCACCGUUGUGUGCUAGUGUGGAGAAGAGGUCGUGCAGAAACCCUCCUGUCCGCCGAACCUGCUCAUGCCGCCAUCGAUGACAAAGGUGCCGGAUUUGACGGGCGAUUGGAGGAAGACGGAAUGUGCUGUCAAAGAGAACUUUAGGAGUCUGUAGGUUUUAAUUAAUUUGGAUAAUUAAAUCGAAAUUAUGAGUUCAUGAGGGAAAAUUGGGUCAUUUUAUAACUCAUUAAAUGAUCAUUUAACAGAAAAUUAGACGGAAGGGUAUAUUCGUUAUGUUUUAAUACUAGAAGGACAUGUUCACGCAAAAAAAUUAAUACAGGGUUACAUUUGUUAAUUUGUAAUUGUAAAGGAUAUAAAAUGUUAUUAACCAUUUAAAAAAAUUGUGCACUAUUAUUAUUAUUAUUAGUAGUAACACAGCCACCUCUGGAAUUAGUUAAGAGACAGAUGAAAGGCAACAAAGAGGCCUCCUUCCUAUUGAUUGGGUUCUCCUCCCUCGGCCUCCGGCUCGUGACCGUCCUUUCCCAAUACCAAAAAAGGCCGAUUCCGUUUUCCAGAUUUUGGAAUUACACAGCCACGAAACGUUUUCUUCUUUCUCACUCCAAAAACCUAAACCCGUUGAUGAAGCAACCUAAGACUUAAACCCCCCAUAUGUGCAAAGAUCAACAACUGGAGUUUGGGGGUUUGUGAAGACUAAUCUAGUCUCUUAGUGUUUGGAAUUAUACUUAAUUAAUUUACCCCUCCUCCAACAUUGGAAGUUCCCCAUCAAGACAACCGAGCACAAUAGAAAGUGGGUACAACAAAUUGUUAAUCGGCAUGGUACGGGUUAAGCCGGCUUGCUAAUUGUAAAAUGUGGAUGAUAAUAAUUAAAUUACCCUUGAUUUUCAUGUGGACUAGAGUGAAAAUAGAGCACCUUGAGAAAUAAGCUAAACCGGGUUUUCAACAAUUAAUGGACAACAACUUACUUUGGUGGGAUGUAAGAGCCUCAAAUUUUUUUAGCAUCAAUACUCACUGGUUCAAGUCAAAGUAGGGGUGAGCGGGAGGAGGUUUGAGUGGAGAACCAAUAUAAAGCCUGACAAGCAAGACCUGUCAAUCCGCGAGUUGAUCUGGUACCCGUUGAGGAAAAUGGGUGUUACACACAAGGUUUUCGUGUUGGAGGUCACAGGUCGUCGCUUUUCCCUUUUGUUUUGCGAAAUGCGCCCCCUUUUUCAAUUUUUUCUUUCGUCUAACCUGUCUUUUUGAAAAUAUAAGUUGAACAAUUGAAUAUUGAUGUAGUAAUUAUGAGUGUGUUUGAACUUUCACUUAUAUGUCAGAUCCAAGUACGAACUGUGAUUUUGUUGUAAUGUCACAUGUCAUUACCCAUAUGUUAGAUGCGAUUUUAUAGUAUAAAAUUUGUAAAUGUGUAUAUCCAGACUAAACCGAGCUAAAUCGAUCGAACUAUUGACUCUCAAUCCACUUGCUCGAUCGGACCAAUGGGCUAUAGCAUCAUUUAUGGCGGUAGCAGACAUAUUGCAUAUUUAUGAUACAAUAUAGGUUUCCUUAAGCUAUUCAAUGCAUAAUGUUUCCUUGUAUAUAUAUUGUUUGUCAGCAAAAUUAAGGUUUCCUUGUAUAUAUAUUGUUUGUCAGCAAAAUUAAGGGUAGCAUAAGUGCAUAACAGAUAUAUUGUGUGUUCUAUAGGAGCUUAGUUUAGUUAAGCAAUGUGGCUCAUUGUAAUGUCACACACUAGCAGCAAAAGUAAUGGGGAGGACUCAAUUGUGAAAGGACGAAAUAUAACAAAGGACUAGUUCAAAUUGACUUGCUCAAUAAGUUCGAUCAGUUAGAUUGAUAAAUGAGCUAAGCUCAAGAGAACUCAGCGAGGUGUGAACUAAAUGAGCCAAAUCCAAGUUGAGUUGACGAACUUAUUAAAGAGGCAAACCAUCAAAUCAUACAUAAGCCACUGUUUCAGUAAACGAAUCGCGAGCUCAACCGGUGUUUAGGAGUCUAACGGAUUAGCUUGUCUCAUUUGUAGAACAUCUUUUUUUCGAGGAAUUUUACAAUGCUAUAUAGCAUUGGUGCUAUAGGUUUUUACCUUUAUGGUACAACUUGAAAUUGUACCUUUAAUGUUAUGGUACAACUUCAGAUUGUACCUAUACUUUUUGUACAAGUUCUUUUAUGGUACAACUUAAACUUGUACCUUAUGUGAUGGUACAACUUCAAGUUGUAAAGUUGUACCAUAACAUAAUGAUACAAAUUUCUUUAUGGUACAACCUAAACUUGUACAUUUAAUGUUAUGGUACAACUUCAAAUUGUACAUUAAAGCACCAAUACCAUAUAGCAUAGUAGAAUUGCUCCUUUUUUUCGGUAUUUGAUUAAAUAGAGAAUUCAUGCGAACCCUGAACUACACAGGGAACCAAUCCUAAAUGCCAAAAAAAAAAAAAAAAACCUAAGUUUGAUUUAUCUUAAACUAGAACUAGGAUAAGGUGGUCGAGGAAGUGAAAACGAUGGGAAACCCUACUGGCAACAGAAAUAAUAUUUAACUUAUAGUUCACAGCUUAAGAUAAAAACAGCUCCAUCAACCCACUGUUACCAAUCAAGCCCCUGUCUUGUUCCCCCACCACUCUGCCUCAAAAGAGUUUUCUCCUCCACAGCAAACCCCUUUUUGUCCGAUGAUACUGCCAAAACAGAGCAUAAUCCUAGGAGGAGGGAGGAUGUGAACUGAACCCAGCCAGUUAAUUACACGCCCAGCUCCAAUUACCCAAGAAAAAAGUUUCACAUUCACCAUUGUCGUUUCCAAAGGUUGCCCACAAGAUUCAGUCACUUCCAAUGCCACAAACCUUCCCUCCCUGCUUCCUUCCUUUGAACCUUUGGACCAUUUCAUAAACUAAUCUUUUCCACUUUUUUUUUUCUAUGCCGGCACAAGGAGACCAAUUGCCUUGUAUAAAUACAAUACACCUUGACUCCAACACAACUCCAUACAAACCCAACAAACCCCUCUUCUCAUAGCAAUUUCUUUCCUGAAGAAAAAAAGAGAGAAAGACCGACCUUCUCACCUUUCAUUAUGGAAACGAAAUCCGGGUCUGAUAUCCAUCUACCGCCCGGGUUUCGAUUCUACCCGACCGACGAAGAACUCAUAGUACAGUACUUGAAGAACAGAAUCAGAUCGGCUCCUCUCCCGGCUUCCAUCAUUGCUGAGAUCGAUCUCUACAAGUUCGACCCGUGGGAGCUACCAAAGAAGGCUUUGUUCGGAGAGGACGAAUGGUACUUCUUCACACCGAGGGACAGGAAGUACCCAAAUGGAGCCCGGCCGAACAGGGCAGCAGGUUCGGGGUACUGGAAGGCUACCGGGACAGACAAACCCAUUCUCAGUUCAACUGCAAUGGCAAGUGUGGGUGUUAAGAAAGCUCUUGUGUUCUACAAAGGACGCCCACCUAAGGGAAUUAAAACUGACUGGAUCAUGUAUGAAUAUAGACUGCCUGAUACCGCGGUCUCCACCGCCAGGCAAAAAGGGUCUAUGAGGUUAGACGACUGGGUCCUAUGCCGGGUUAGGCAAAAGUGCAGUAGCCCUAGGAGCCUGUGGGAAGAUCGAAGUGCACCUAUUCAAGAACUAGCAGGGACUUUCCCGAAACAGAAUGAGCUGCUGCAAAUGAGUGCAGAUCUAUGCAAGACAAUGAAUAUGACAACUCCUAGUAUCGAAUUGGUCAACAAGCCAGGGAAUACAAACAACCAUAAUAAUGAUGACAUGGUGAGGAACUACUUCAGCAACCCUAAUGACGACGUGGUGAAGAAUUACCUGUACAAGGAGUGCCCCAUGCUGCCUUACAUAUUUGCAUCUCAAGAUUUUUCCUCCUGCACCACUAAACAACCAGCAGCAUCCAGCAUUAACUUUCAAGGCAGUGACAAGUCUAGCAUUUCGGGUUAUGAGGAGGAGUCUUCUGAGGAUAAGAACUUGCAAUUCUCAUCAGCUACUUCGCUCGAUAACUUCUUUAACCCACUGAAGCGGAAAGAUGUUGAAAGAGAUCAUCAGCAGCAGGAUUCUAGUUUUUACCUAGGCAAGAAGCCUAAAAAUGGAGAUUUUGACGAAGACGCCAUGAUAUCUAUAUGUGGAGACACCUUCGACAUCAACUUUUGCGGAGACGAUGAGUUUUAGAAUACUAAUGAUGGUGCUCUACAGCAAAACCCAUCAGGCAGAAUAUGAAUAGCUUCAUAACUUUAAGCUUCCCAAGCAACUAGACACCAGAGAAGGACCCACCAUACAAUGUAAUGUACAUAACUCCGUAGUAGGGUUCUUUGAGUGCAAAAGGAAAACUCCUUUAUGUUGAGAGUUGUUUCAGAAGAUCACUAGCAACUACUGCCCACAAAAAUCAGAUCAUUGAAUUUCUACAAAUUUGUAACAGCAGAAUUUUCUGGGGGAGAGCAACCGUAUCUCUAAUACUUUACAAUCAAACAGAUAUGGCGAAUAUCCAAAACGAAAUAAAAUAUGCGGUUGAUCUUAUCAGGCAUGCGGAUAGUGCAUUUCCCAGGAUCAAUUCCAACAGCAUUCCUUACAGCCCUCAAAGUUCAGGAGUAAUGAAUAAAUCACAACAUCAACAUAGCCAGCCCCAUUUGGAGGAGGGUCUAAAUAUAACAGAGCUGUAGGAAGAAUCAAUAGAAUCGUUUCACUUAUGGAGUUAUAUGCUUCAUGUCACUUGAGCCAGUUAUACUUUUUGUACAGAUUGCUUGGGAUCAGAUUUACAGUCACAGGUAAAUAGAAAAUGUUCAGAAAUAUUGUACCUCUAGGCACACGAGUCCUCAUCCCAGGAUCUAAUAAGGAAAUCAUAUCCAA
Molecule: messenger RNA, 4969 nt
Organism: Linum trigynum
Lineage: Eukaryota; Viridiplantae; Streptophyta; Magnoliopsida; Malpighiales; Linaceae
Source: the annotation of a GenBank genome assembly